AUGCAAGUGUCUGUUUCAAACCUCAUUACUCAGUUUACUGAGGAUGUGUUUGCAAAAGAAGACAGGAUCUGCCAGCAGUCUUGGUGCCAAGCUCUGAUAUACAAGGGCAAGCCUUGCCUCUAUGCUGCUGCCUAUGAUCCUGCUCAGCCCAAUAAAUUCAUCUAUGAAGUGUGUCAUAGGUGGUACAAGAACAAACCUGCCACCAUAGCUCAGGCACAAAACACCAAUGCAUUACCUGAUCCACAGUACAUAUCUUUGGUCAACCCCCCCACCAUCAUGGCCAUGUCAAAUGCUGCUCCAAACCUCAGCAACUUGGCAAUGUUGAUGCCUCCACUGCCAAUGCCAACUGCUCAUCACAACCCCAAGUUUUCCCCUGCUGGUCCGAGUGUCCAAGUGCCAUCUGCUUGGCAGAAUGUCCCUUGGCCAGCAAACCCUCCAGCAAAUGCUGCAUCAGGCCACAUGAUCAUGCUGCCACCUGGCUCCACUGGUUAUAGUGCACAGCAUGUGCAUUAUGCAGCUCAAUGUGAACAUUGGGCACACAUGGCUCACAACCCACCUCCCGCAGAGACAAUCUCCUUAGAAAUAUGGGCAGUCUUCAAAGCUGGGGGCAAAAAGAAGAAUCUGCAAGCAAACAACAUCAGAAGUAUCUGUGAGGGGCUGAAAGAUGUUGAUGUGCUGAGCACUGCACAUGAACUUUUGGCCAUAGCACUUGGCAUUUUGGUACUGUGCAUCAAAGAUUACUGCCCACAGUUUCCCUGGUGA
This is a messenger RNA of Pisolithus orientalis, 762 nucleotides long. RefSeq lists its product as uncharacterized. The record is from RefSeq and is a predicted model, not a curated record. NCBI's taxonomy places the organism in Eukaryota, Fungi, Basidiomycota, Agaricomycetes, Boletales, Pisolithaceae. Bases 1 to 762 code for a protein of 253 amino acids. The transcript is spliced from 4 exons.